AUGUCUUCUAAGUCGCCGCUCUCCAUAUCGAAUCUAAUGAACCACUCCAACGGCUCGUCGGAACACCCAACGCGGACGCAGUCCCCCAGAAUUAACAACUUGUCGAGUAGUCCUAUUUAUAACUAUCUACAAUUGCAGUCACAACAACACCCACUUCCACACCCACAGCCGCUUCCACAGCCACACAUGAGCCAUGAACAGAAUCCAAGCAGCAGCUACAACUCGGUGCUAAGCUCACCCCAAAAGCAACCUCCAAAUAACCAACAACAGCAACAACAACAACAACAACAACAACAACAACUAUCAAAGCAACAGUUUCAGCAACAACAGCUCGACUCGCUAUCCUCAGAAACCAUCAGUCAAGCAGUGUCCCAUGCUGCCAAAAAGGCCCUACUUUCAACAUCGUCGCCAGAGGGCAUCCAAGUAGCGUCUCAGAUUACUCCCACAAGGUUGGCGAAUUUACUCAUCAAAAAGGGUCCCUUGCCUAUUCGGCAUAUAACUGCACAAUUAUCAAUUGAAGUGCCGCUGUUUGAAAUGUUGAGUUUGAGCAAGCAACGAAGAUUGAUCAUGGCUGCAAUGGAGCAAACCGAUCCAUUGAACAAUGUCGUUUUCGAAAAAAUCGGCUGGGGCCAGUGGGCGGUUAGAGGCGUCGAUUCCGACUAUAUUGUAACCGAAGGCAGUGAACAGAAACUAGCCCAGCAAAAGGAAUCUUCGAAACUGGACUCUAGUAAAAACGGACCCAAGAUGAAAACACUGUCGUUUGAAGAAAACAAAAAGAUUAUCAACAUUAACGAUUUAAGAAACCAGACUAAUUUGAAAUUGGGCUGGCUGAAGAAGAAAAAGCAGCAACAGCAAUCACAUUUGCCUCCUCCUCCUCCACCACUGACAUUGAAAAACAAUAAUGAAUUGGAUAGAUUGAGAAGAGAAUCCAUCACCAAUCAAGUGCGAAAUUUGCACAAUUUGAAAUUACCAAAUGAAAGUAUAGAUAAUGCGAUAGCUUCUGACUCAGAAGAUGAAGCAGAGGAAGUAUCCGGGAUAUUGAGGGAAGAAGAUGAAAGAGAAAGGCCAAGCUUCAGUGAAGAAGAGGAGGAAGAAGAAGAAGAAGAAGAAGAAGAAGAUGGUGAUGACGAGGAAGAAGAGGACGAUGACGAAGAAGUAGUGGGAGGUGAAGGAGGCAGAGAAGGAUCAGGAACAGGAGCAGGAGCAGGAGCGGUAGAUGAUGAAGACGAGGAAAUGUUUGCUGUUGAUGACGUAAUACCUGAAGACAAAGCAACUAACGGAGAAACGAGAUUCAAAAAGACUUCUCCUCCAAUCAAGUUUGCCAAGAGAGUCCCCAUCAGGUUCAGCCCACCUCCCAUCCUGCUGUCUGUUUCGUCAUUUGAGCUCAAAACAAGACGCAGAAAGUCAAGUUCAUCAGCUCCCAACUCCAUCACCAAGCCCUCGAUAACACGCCAAUACUACACUGGCAACUACCAUCACCAUCAUUCACUGAAAUUAAACUCGCUUGAGAAUUUGGAUAACUACCUUGUUUCAUCGGCGAGAAACUCAACCGUGCUGAUAAAUCUGCCGACUCCUCCAGCAAUUUCCUUCAGUUACAGCGGCAACAACAGCGUUGGCAUCAAUUCAGGUCCAGGUUCAGCGUUGAGUAGCAGCUCGCCAAUUGGCUCCUAUUCUGCUAAUAACUCGGCAAACAGUUCAAGCAACUAUUACAUCCACAAUGAAGAAAUAGCCAAGGCCAAUAAAAACAGAAGAAAAUCCUCAUUUAAUGAAUCCCAUGUUCGUUCCACUUUGGCUCAUGGACCCCAUAAUCAAACACAACUAAGACCAGCUUCAAAUGUCAACAGUAACGAUGCUUCAAGCGAUACAGAUGAAGAGGACUGGGAGUCUAUUGGACCCGAGUUUUUAAGAAGGAAAACCACCACAACCCUGACCAGUGCAGCAUCAGCUGCAGCUGUUCGCCCUGUUCCCACUGUUCCCACUGUUCCUGCUGCUGUCAAUGUUGAACAUAAAGUCAACGAAAGCUUAAUAAGGAAACUAAAAGAGAAACACGCAAGCGACGAAGAAUUGGACGGUGCAGGGGCCAACGACGAAGAGAAAUCAGCUGCUUUUGCUUUAGUCAAUCUAAUGUCUGUUUGA
Molecule: messenger RNA, 2136 nt
Organism: Lodderomyces beijingensis
Lineage: Eukaryota; Fungi; Ascomycota; Pichiomycetes; Serinales; Debaryomycetaceae
Source: the annotation of a GenBank genome assembly